AUGGAGCCUUUUCGCGUGCGUCUCAACUGCAUCGAUCACUACCAGGCGACCGCGUCGGAGCUCGACCCUGCGUUGCCCUUUCGAGAUGGUGCCUCUGAAAAAGAUUUCAGGCCAAAAGUGCCUGUGAUACGGGUGUUUGGCGCGACUGAGACUGGCCAACGGGUAUGCGUUCAUGUCCAUGGCGUAUUCCCAUAUCUGUAUGUCGAAUACAAUGGUUCUUUAGCACCCGAAGCAGUCAAUUCGGCCAUACGCACCCUCCACCUCUCAAUAGACCAUGCCUUGGCGGUUAGCUAUCAUCGCAACGCCUACGACCGGAAAACCGCAUACGUCGCACAUAUUUCCUUGGUCAAAGGGAUCCCCUUCUAUGGCUAUCACGUCGGCUACCGGUUCUUCUUCAAGGUUUACCUCCUCAAUCCUUUCUCUUCUGGCCGACUUGCCGAUCUUCUCCAUCAGGGUGCGGUGAUGAAACGCCCAUUACAACCAUACGAAGCCCACAUGCAAUUCGUUCCGCAAUGGAUGUGCGACUACAAUUUGUACGGGUGUGCAUAUAUGGAUUGCGAAAAGGUGAAAUUUCGUUCACCCGUACCAGAGUAUCUGGAGUUAGUCAAUCCCGACCAUCGAUGGCAUGACCGCUCUAUCCGUCCCGAAGACAUACUCGAUGACCCGGCCCUCCAAAAACAGAGCCAUUGUCCACUAGAGGUGGACGUCUGCGUACAGGACAUUCUCAAUAGAUUUGAUGUCAAAGAACGUCCCCUGCACCAUGACUUUAGCGAGCUUUUGAGACCCGUUGCCUUCAACGAACGCCUUGUUCCCAGCGUGGCUGGACUUUGGCAGGACGAGACCCGGCGACGUAAGAAACGAAUGGGUAUAACGGACCCCGGCAGCACCCCUUUCAAACCGGAAGAACUGAUUUCGAUGUCUGCUGAUCCUAGAAAUCAAUCUAAGGGAGGCUGGGUACAUGAGGACGAGUUUCAAGAGUUGGCCUCACAACUGGCUAAGGAAGAACGGCGAGCUGAUGGCGACACGGAUACAUCAUUUGAAAUAUUCACGAAUUUCGAAAAAGAACAGGAAUGGAUUCAAACCGCCUUGAAUAGCGUGGAGGAUUUCUACCCAGACAGACUGGACAAGUCAAAACAGAGUUUUCGCCAGGAAUUGGAUGAAUUGGCCAGAGUUUCCGUUGAUGAAGACCUUGCGCGAUCUUCUCAGCCUGAUGGGCAAUAUCUGUCAGAUGAUGAGCAUAGUAUCAAAGAAGACAUCAACGAGGAGCCCAGGGUCAUUGAAGAUCAUGAUAUUCAAGAAAGUUUCUACGAUGGUGUAUUUGACGACAUUUUUCAACCACAUGAUGACGCACCCGAGGAGCUCGUGCAAGGGGGCAUCUCGAAAUAUCCUUACGACGAAUUGACAAGCGAUUCACCUGUAUCGAGGCCAAAACCGAGCUAUGAAGACCACAGUAUGGACGGAAAUGUUAAUAGUAUCCUUAAAAGGAGUUUCACUGAUCUUGCUCAUCACGACCGCCCAUCAGGGAAAAAGCCGAGAUUCUGGAGCAACCCAGGCUUGUCUGAAAAGAACAAUCGCGGUAGCUUGGGCGAGGUGAACCCGAAUCUGGAUUCGAAACCUCUGUCAUCACAACCCACAUCAUCUUCGUCUCAAAAGACAGUUCGGCCAAGAUCUCACAUGCCUCUAUCCAGCAGUCGAUUGAACUAUCCCGUUGUCAAAGAUCCCUAUGACCCUUUGACGAUUUCACGGUUUAGCCAAGAUGAUGGCCCAUCGAAGAAGGGAAAUAAAUCUUCACAGCACCUACCAUGCUCUUUCCCAAGUGGAUCUGCCACCAGUUCUUCAGAGAAUGGCGGCGGUGGAGCAAUCUCUUCUAUUCCUCGGUCUUCUACCACUGUAGUAGAAUCGGUUGCUCUCAAUUCGCAUGUCGCCAAGAUCAAGGAGAAUCUGUGCGACUCCUUCAGUUUUCCUGAAAACACGACUGUCUCUCUUUUCAGGUUCCCCGCCCCUGGCAAAACUGAGGUUACUUCGACAAUGCAUGACAAUCACCGCCCAUCUGUUGUCUAUCAAAAGGCAUAUUACAGCAAUGAGACAGAUGUUCCUGAAAGACCACGACAAUACGCCGGGCGAGAAUUUCGAUUAGAAAGCGACACAGUGCACUACCUCCCAGAAUUCGACCUAUCAGCAAAUCACCCGGCCAUGUUUGGUCUACAAUCACCGAUUACCUUUGAUCGGGAAAAACAAGAAAAGGUCGACCAGGAAUUGCGGGAAUCUUGCACCGCAAGAACGUGGAAAUUUGCACCGGUUCCUCCUAGCCGGUCUGAAGUUGUCGAGUGGUUUAAUAACCUCCACGCGUCUCAAGAUUCCACCUCAUCUAAGCCCGCAAUUGCCAAUGCCGAAGCGAGGCCUGAAGCAAUGUCACAGAUCGAAGGACCAACACAAAAGCCCCACGGGUUCAAAUACUCUCAAAAGGCGAAGACUACCAGCGUCGAGCACCAAGCCCAGUACAUGAGCACAAUGAGCUUGGAAGUACAUGUGAAUACUCGCGGUGCUUUCUCGGCACACCCCGCGGAGGAUGAAAUUUCAUGUAUCUUCUGGGGUCUUCACUCUGAAGACGAGGAUAUCGAGGUCAAUAGCCACCUACCUGGUGUCCACAUCGGAAUGAUCUACCAAGGCGAAGGCGAAAGACCCGAAUCCAAGAUCUCGAAAGCGCUCAAGAUCGAUAUGGAAAAUGAACCCACAGAGCUUGACAUGAUCAAUCGUCUGGUAGAUAUCGUGCGCUACCACGACCCGGACAUUAUGAUUGGGUAUGAAGUUCACAAUGGCUCCUGGGGCUAUGUCAUUGAGCGAGCUAGGAAAAAGUAUGAUUUCGACCUCACCGCGGAACUUUCCCGAGUAAAGUCGCAGUCUCACGGCAAGUUUGGACGGGAAGAGGAGCGUUGGGGUGCUGAUCACACCUCUUCCGUACAGAUAACUGGCCGACAUGUCAUCAAUAUUUGGCGUGCGAUGAGGGGUGAGAUGAAUCUGCUAGGAUAUACCAUGGAGAACGUCGUCUUCCAUUUGCUUCAUCGACGGAUACCACACUACUCGGCUAAGGAUCUCACAAAGUGGUAUCAGAGCGGGAAGCCUCGCAACGUUUAUAAGGUUGUGGAGUAUUUUACAUCGCGCAUGCAGAUGAAUCUGGAAAUCCUCGAGGCCAAUGAAUUGAUCCCGCGGACAAGCGAGCAGGCUCGUUUGUUGGGAAUCGAUUUCUCUUCGGUCUACUUCCGAGGCUCUCAAUUCAAAGUCGAGUCGCUCAUGUUCCGAAUUGCCAAACCCGAGAACUAUCUGCUGGUAUCGCCUAGCCGAAAACAAGUUGGCCAACAGAACGCCCUGGAGUGUCUCCCCCUGGUCAUGGAACCGCAAAGCGACUUUUACACCAGCCCGCUGGUGGUUCUUGAUUUCCAAUCCCUCUAUCCGAGUGUGAUGAUCGCGUAUAACUACUGCUAUUCGACUUUCUUGGGAAGGGCAUCACAGUGGCGUGGCCGAGACAAGAUGGGCUUCAUGGAUUACAAGCGUCAGCCAAGGUUGCUGGAACUGCUCAAAGACAAAAUCAACUUCUCACCGAACGGCAUGAUGUAUGCGAAGCAAGAAGUGCGCCAAUCCCUGUUAGCAAAGAUGCUUACGGAAAUCCUUGAGACUCGUGUGAUGGUCAAGACGGGUAUGAAGGCAGACAAAGAUGAUAAGAUUCUUCAACGUCUAUUGAACAAUCGUCAGUUGGCCCUCAAGCUUAUCGCGAACGUCACAUAUGGUUAUACGUCUGCAUCUUUCUCGGGUAGAAUGCCUUGCUCCGAGAUUGCAGACAGUAUCGUACAGUCUGGCCGUGAAACACUGGAGAAGGCUAUUGCCUUUAUUCACUCGGUGGAACGAUGGGGUGCUGAGGUGGUAUAUGGCGACACUGACAGCUUAUUCGUCUAUCUCAAAGGCCGCACUCGCGAUCAAGCUUUUGAUAUUGGCGAGGAAAUUGCACAAGCAGUAACAGGUAUGAAUCCUCGCCCGGUGAAGCUCAAAUUCGAGAAAGUCUACCACCCCUGCGUCCUUCUGGCCAAGAAGCGAUACGUCGGCUUCAAAUACGAGCACCGGGACCAGAAAGAGCCCGAGUUCGACGCCAAGGGCAUCGAGACUGUGCGACGCGAUGGAACACCUGCAGAACAGAAAAUCGAAGAGAAAGCUCUGAAGAUUCUGUUCCGAACAGCAGACUUGAGUCAAGUGAAGUCUUAUUUCCACCGCCAAUGCAGCAAAAUCAUGCAGGGCCGUGUCUCCAUCCAGGAUUUCUGUUUUGCCCGAGAGGUCCGGCUAGGAACAUACAGCGAUCGUGGCCAGCUCCCCGCGGGUGCGAUGAUCAGCACAAAGCGCAUGCUUGAGGACCCUCGCCAAGAGCCUCAGUACGGUGAGCGCGUGCCCUACGUUGUCAUCACCGGUGCACCGGGCUCACGUCUCAUCGAUCGGUGUGUGGCGCCCGAGGAACUCUUGCACGACGCUCAGCUCGACCUCGACGCUGAAUACUAUAUCACCAAGAACUUGAUCCCACCUCUGGAGCGCAUUUUCAACUUGGUGGGCGCCAACGUGCGUCAGUGGUAUGAUGAAAUGCCCAAGGUCCAACGGAUUCGUCGCGUCGAGGCGGCUUCUUCUUUAACUGGUCCGAACAAAGGACUUGGCACGCUGAAAAAGACUCUAGAGUCAUAUAUGCGCUCAUCGUCUUGCAUCCUUUGUAAAGCCAAGCUGUCCGAUGCCACUGUGCCUGUAUGUGGUGAUUGUUUGCAAAAUCCCCACCUUGCCCUACUGGACGUUGUCUCGCGGCUACAGCGGGCGGAGAAACGUGUCGUUGACCUUGAAGCUGUGUGUCGGUCCUGCAUGGGCGUGCCGGCUGGUGAUGAGAUUCGCUGCGAUAGCAUGGAUUGUCCUGUGUAUUACUCUCGUACCCGGGAUGCGGCGCACUGGCGACAUUCUCGGGCUGUCCUCGAGCCUGUCGUGGAACUGCUAGAAAAGAAAGGAGAUGAGGGGUUGGAUUGGUGA
Molecule: messenger RNA, 5049 nt
Organism: Penicillium maclennaniae
Lineage: Eukaryota; Fungi; Ascomycota; Eurotiomycetes; Eurotiales; Aspergillaceae
Product: DNA-directed DNA polymerase zeta catalytic subunit REV3
Exons: 2
Coding region: 1-5049 (1682 amino acids)
Biological process (GO): error-prone translesion synthesis; double-strand break repair via homologous recombination
Cellular component (GO): nucleus; zeta DNA polymerase complex
Molecular function (GO): DNA binding; DNA-directed DNA polymerase activity; nucleotide binding
Source: RefSeq, a predicted model, not a curated record